AUGAUGCAGGAAAAUGGUCUUCCUUCAGAGGACAAUCCGUAUGUUUUUAAUGGUGAUUUUGUAGAUCGAGGAAAAAAUUCCAUAGAGAUCCUAAUGAUCCUGUGUGUGAGUCUUCUUGUCUACCCCAGGGACAUGCACUUGAACAGAGGGAACCAUGAAGAUUUUCUGAUGAAUCUGAGGUAUGGCUUCACAAAAGAAGUUUUGAAUAAAUACAAGCUACAUGGACGAAAAAUCUUGCGACUCUUGGAAGAAGUCUAUACCUGGCUCCCAAUUGGUACGAUAGUUGACAACGAAAUUCUGGUCAUACAUGGUGGGAUAUCAGAGUCCACAGACUUGAAUUUACUCCACCAUCUAGAGAGAAACAAAAUGAAAUCUGUGCUAAUGCCACCAGUGCCAUUAAAUGAAGACCUUGCCUCUGACUUCCAGAAAACUAAAGCAGGUGCAAGUGCGAUGCCUGGAAAAUCAAAUACAUCCCUUCCUGAGCAGUUAUCAAAACAUGAAUGGGAACAGGUUGUUGAUAUUCUGUGGAGUGAUCCCAGAGGCCAAAGAGGCUGUUACCCAAACAAAAGUCGGGGAGGAGGCUGCUAUUUUGGACCAGAUAUUACUUCCAAGAUUCUUAGUAAAUACCAUUUGAAGAUGCUCAUUCGGUCUCAUGAAUGUAAGCCUGAGGGUUAUGAAGUCUGCCAUGAUGGGAAGGUUAUUACUGUAUUUUCUGCAUCUAAUUAUUAUGAAGAAGGCAGCAAUCGAGGCGCUUACAUCAAACUGGGUCCUGGUAUGAAGCCUCGAUUUGUCCAGUACCAAGUAACUGAGUUAACGUGCCCAAAGCCUCUUUACCAAAGGGUGCAUGCUAUUGAAAGUAGUGCCAUCAGGAUACUAAAAGAGAGAAUUAUUUCACGAAAAUCUGACCUCGUUUGUGCUUUCGAACUUUAUGAUUGCAGUAAAUCAGGAAAACUUUCUUUGGGCCAGUGGGCUUUUUCCAUGGAGAGCAUUUUGGGGCUGAACUUACCAUGGAGAUCCCUGAGAUCGCAUCUGGUAAACACAGACAAAGAUGGAAAUAUUGACUACAUGUCCAGCUUCCAGGAUAUCCACAUUCAAAAACCUGUGAAAGAGGCUCAGUCUACUCUAAUUGAAACUGUGUACAGAUACCGAUCUGACCUGCAGAUCAUAUACAAUGUAAUUGACUCUGAUCACUCAGGCCUGAUUUCCAUGGAAGAAUUUCGUACCAUGUGGCAACUUUUCUGUACUCACUACAGUGUUCACAUUGAUGACUCCCAAGUUGAUGAGCUCGCCAACAGAAUGGACCUGAACAAAGACGGAAACAUUGACUUUAACGAGUUCUUAAAGGCUUUCUAUGUAGUGCAUAAAUUUGAUCAUCUGAACAAAUCAGACACCAACCUGGCUGGCCAAAAAUGAGGGCUUCACUCGGCCUCCGUGUAUAUAGCUGGAUCCUAAUCACAGACAUAAUAUUUACCAGGACCCUUGAAAUUCAUAGUCAGUAGUAGAGAAGAGUAGUCCCCAGCUCACUCCACAAACAAAUGCAUGAUAUGGAUGUUGGAAAUUCCUAGUGAAUUGUUAAUGUUAAGACUAGGUUAAAUGUCAUCUGACAGGAUUUUGUUCCAGUAUUAGGACCCACACAUUGCCAGGGAGAAACUGAGUUUGAGUCUAGUGUUGGUCUCUUAGAUGCCACCUAACUGGGAGACCAGAGUUUGGCAACAUACUGAAAGACACCCACUGAGCACCAGAGAAAACGAUUCAGUGCAACAUCUGUGUAUGGCUGAGGGAUGGGAGGAGGAAUACCAAACUGUUAA
Molecule: messenger RNA, 1808 nt
Organism: Choloepus didactylus (southern two-toed sloth)
Lineage: Eukaryota; Metazoa; Chordata; Mammalia; Pilosa; Megalonychidae
Product: serine/threonine-protein phosphatase with EF-hands 1-like
Exons: 11
Coding region: 1-1413 (470 amino acids)
Cellular component (GO): cytosol; nucleus
Molecular function (GO): calcium ion binding; protein serine/threonine phosphatase activity
Source: RefSeq, a predicted model, not a curated record